Pogona vitticeps (central bearded dragon) is the source of this 2173-nucleotide messenger RNA. It is a transcript of the gene LMAN2, whose product is annotated as lectin, mannose binding 2. NCBI's taxonomy places the organism in Eukaryota, Metazoa, Chordata, Lepidosauria, Squamata, Agamidae. Gene Ontology annotation, biological process: endoplasmic reticulum to Golgi vesicle-mediated transport. Gene Ontology annotation, cellular component: endoplasmic reticulum membrane; COPII-coated ER to Golgi transport vesicle; Golgi membrane. The record is from RefSeq and is a predicted model, not a curated record. Gene Ontology annotation, molecular function: D-mannose binding.
AGGGGCGAGUGCAAUGGUCCUCCGAACAUCUCCGGCGACGGGGAGGAAGAGAGCCCGAGGAGGGAAGCCAUUUCGAAAGACCCGCACUCCAGCCACCGGCGUACAGACACGUCACAUUCUUCGCGGAGCCCAGAUCGUCCCGGAAUUGGACGAGAGAGGCGCGUCUGCCUUCUCCUCUCUCUUUUUUUUCCUAGUUCCAAAGCUCCUGAAGGGCGCGGCUUCUGCCAUAGAAUUCUCCAAUCUAUGGUUUCGGUUUCCAGCUGGUUUCCUUCCGGGCUACAGGGUCAACCGGAAGUAGGAAGAAGAGGGGCUGGAGGGAGUAGGAUGGUGGUGGGUCCGGGAGGUGGCGGGGGCUUCGGGAUGGUGCUGCCGCCCCUGCUCUUUCUUCAGCUCCUCCUGGCCGGGACCGUGCCGCGAGGAGCCGCUGAGCUCACGGAUGGCAACAGCGAGCACCUAAAACGGGAGCAUUCCCUUAUCAAACCUUACCAAGGGGUUGGCUCCAGCUCGAUGCCCCUCUGGGAUUUUCAAGGAAGCACAAUGUUGACCAGCCAGUAUGUUCGACUGACCCCUGAUGAGCGCAGCAAAGAAGGUUCUAUUUGGAACAGAGUGCCCUGCUUCCUAAAGGAUUGGGAACUCCAUGUUCAGUUCAAGAUCCAUGGAGCAGGAAAGAAGAAUCUGCAUGGGGAUGGUUUUGCUUUGUGGUACACUCAAGAACGCCUUACUACAGGCCCUGUUUUUGGAAGCAAAGAUAACUUUCAUGGCUUGGCCAUUUUUCUGGACACCUAUCCAAAUGAUGAAGCUACAGAGCGUGUUUUCCCAUACAUCUCUGCCAUGGUGAACAAUGGAUCCGUGUCCUAUGACCAUAGCAAGGAUGGCCGUUGGACAGAGCUGGCAGGCUGUACAGCUGACAUUCGUAAUCAAAACCAUGACACAUUUUUGGCUAUCCGCUACUCCCGGGGACGUCUGACGGUGAUGACAGAUGUUGAAGAUAAAAAUGAAUGGAAAAAUUGCUUUGAUGUUGCAGGAGUCAGACUGCCCACUGGCUACUACUUUGGAGCAUCUGCUGGUACAGGAGAUCUGUCUGACAAUCAUGAUAUCAUCUCAAUGAAGCUGUUCCAGCUGAUGGUAGAACAUACACCAGAGGAAGAAAAUAUUGAUUGGACAAAGAUUGAGCCUAGUGUCAGCCUCCUCAAGUCACCCAAAGAUAAUGUUGAUGACCCAACAGGAAACUUCCGUAGUGGACCUUUGACAGGCUGGAAAGUCUUCCUGUUGCUGUUGUGCUCUCUGCUUGGCAUCAUUGUGUGUGCUGUGGUGGGAGCUGUGGUCUUCCAGAAACGCCAGGAGCGGAACAAACGAUUUUACUAGCAGGGGGUGUGGGCCCAGAUUCUGGGCGCUUUGGGAAUAUUUUUUUACAGUGGGGGAGGGAGAAUUGUAUAAACUCUGAUUUUUAAAAGGCUCUUUCAGAGAAAUAUAUGGAAUAUUUUCAUAUCUUUUUUUGUCUUGGGAACACUAGCCAGACAAGCUGUGUCAAACAAUUUGGAAUAGAAGGUGUAGCCCUAAUUAGGAGCCUGGUUUUUCUCUUUCCUGAAUGGUAUUCAGAGUCAUUCGGCUUAUUUUUUAACAUCUUGAUUUAAGGGAAAAAGCAAAUGGAGCUGUGUUUAGAUGUGAGAAAUUGUAAGUAUUCCUCCUCUGUGGAGCAUGGCUCUGCAUGCCAGCUUUUAUCAGCUGGUGGUUUCUCUAACAGGAUAGUAUUUCCAUACUCCUGCUAACCCUGCUGGGGUAUUUUUUUAUACAGCCCACAGACAAAUCAACUGCAACGUGGGUGUUUUGAACUGAAUGUACUUUGUAUAGUCUCAGAGCUUCUGGUAUUACUGGGACUGAGACUAGACUACCCCACAACAACUAGUAACCAUCAAAUGUGAUUUUCUCCUUUGGUGAUGGAAACUGUGAAUGCAUUGACUUGGGAGAGUGGAAGGUUGAUUUUUCCCCCCAGUCACUGUGGAGUAUGUGCUACUAUUUGGUGACAGACGCUGAAACUCCAUAUCAUUAAGCAUCUGAAAUUGGUGAUUCUGGUGACAGGAUUGUAUUUUGCCAUAGCCACAUCACUGUAUGUGCAUUUGGAAGACAAUUGGUUGAAAAGAAAUGUGUGAAAUAAAAAGGAAAAUGGAUCUUA